AAUAAAUAUGCAUUAAGUGAAGGGGAGCAAGAAUAGGUAAAGAGGUUGGAGAGGAGGGAUGGAGAGGUAGUGGACAUCAUGCAUCUCACCAGCCCAAAGAUGCUAAAGGAGAUGGAGAUCUAUGGGCUGAGUUGGUUGAGUGGAGAGGAAAGACUAUUACUCUCUCGGAGAGAAAGGUCAAGAGCUCUAGCUGCCACAGCUAUAAAGAAGAGAACAGUGGGUGGGACUUCAAGACCCCACCCAAGUGGAGGAGCUCAAGUUGAAACAAGGCCCAGCUCAGAGCAAAGAAGGAAGAGGGUUAAAGAGGAAGCUGCAGCUCAAAAAAGGAGGAGGGUGCAGGAGCUGCAGCCCAAGGCCCUGAUUGAGUUUAUGCCUCAGCCCCCGCCAGUGCAAAUUGACCCAACUCUACAAGAGGUGGGUGUGGUGAGCCAUGGGAAAGGGAAAGGAAAAGGGAAAGGGAAGGGGAAAGGGAAGGGCAACCCCUUCCGAAAGCAAAAGUCCAACUUCUUUGACAAUGCCAAUAGGACAACUGCGAAACAAUUCAUCAAAUCCACCUUUCCAAAUGUGGACCUGCAGAGGGUAAGGGAUGAGAUGACAAACCUUGUGAAUGCCUUGGCAAUUGAAUACUUGGACUGUCUCAAGGAAAGAAAUGACAUGGCUGACGAAAAUGAUGAGGAAGAGUUAGCUGCAACUAAGAAAGCUGUUGAGCUCGAAGAGAAGAAAAGAAAGAAAUGUGAAGAGAAUCUAGCCAAGUCAAAAAAUGAGUUGGCUAAAGUGUGGAGGAGAACCGAGCUGGUAGUCCAAAAAUUAGUUGAGCAGCAUGUCUCAGAUUUCGUAAAAUCGAUGACUUUUUCAAAGAUUGUGGACCUCUAUUGGCUACCCACAUUGGUCAUGGCUUUCAUCGAUUGUAGAAAGAAGGUGAAGGCCCAGAAUCCUAAGGUAGACGAGACUAAGAUCACUUUCAAACCUCAAAAUGCUAGUGUGGAGGAAGAUGGAGAUAGCAAGAUGGCUGAGUUCCGACUCGAGAUAACACUAAAGUGGGAGUGAAAUGAAGCUUGACAAACCGUGCUUCCACCUCAUCUGGAGUACGAGUUUGUUGCUAUCAACGACGAUGAAGUCGAGGUGGCAAGUGGAACCAAGGUUGUAGACAAUGCUGCCGAGCAAAAAGUGAACUAGAAACAUCAAGUGAUCAACUAAUCUUGGCUAGCUCAUCUUUAAUGUUUUGUAUUUUUAAAUUUAAAGAUAUUUGUAUUUCAUUGCAAAUUAAUACAGUACUAAUUUGAGG
Molecule: messenger RNA, 1285 nt
Organism: Rubroshorea leprosula
Lineage: Eukaryota; Viridiplantae; Streptophyta; Magnoliopsida; Malvales; Dipterocarpaceae
Source: the annotation of a GenBank genome assembly